GUUUCAAAACCCUUAUACGGCGUUUUGCAACACUGCGAUGCAUUUCAUAAUUAUAAAUUUUCUAAAAACACCUGAUAGAAUAGUUUACGGCAAAAAUAUGAAUUAAACAAUACCAAUAUGAUUGUGAGAAAUUUUUGCAAAUUGACCCAAGUGAUGGGCAGGCUUCGGCUUGUCCCAAAUGCCAGGGAAUACUGUCAAUCAGCGCCGCUGAAGAGAAGCAGCAAAGGCUCAGGAUUUGGAUCGCUUGUCGUCUACGCGGCCGAUCACCAGGUUGCUUGGGCAGUUCCUCCAGCUUCUAACUCUUCUAAUGGAAUGUUUUGGGCAUUUUCUGCUGCCUUUACUUUUAAUCUGUUUGGAGGCGGCGAAGAGAAAGAGGAGACCCCCGAGGACAAGUUGGUUAAGACCAUCAAGCGAUCAAUCCUCUGCAUUCAGCGGGAACAGUACGACAAGGCCGAGCAGAUGCUUCACCUAGCCCUGCGAAUGGCCCAGGAUAUACAGAGCAAAGACGGCAUCACAUAUGUCUUCGACAUAAUGGCCAACCUGGCCAUGGAACGUGAGCAGUUCAAGAAGGCUGAGAAGAUAUUUACGGACGUGAUGAAACGACUUUUUGCCGAUGGUCACACGGAAGAAAGCCCCAAGAUACUUCACAUCAGCUCCAAGAUAGCGCAUAUGUCCCAGCUGCAGGGUGAUCUAGAGAAGAGCUUCCAGGGCUUUACGUGGACACUACAGCAGUUGGCCAAACUUCUGGAAAAAAUGCCUGACGAUAAGGACAUACUGGAACUGUACGGCUUGACAAAGAAUUGGUUUGGACAGCUGCUGAUGAAGCAGGGCAAAUACCUAGAAGCCAAAAACCUUUUCAAGGAAGCUUUCGACACGCUCAUCGAUGUUUACGGCGCCGUAAAUGACGCCUCUAUAACCAUUCUCAAUAACAUUAGUGUGGCGUAUGUGAACCUAGAGAAGUACACUGAGGCCAGAGAGACCCUUCUGGAGGCAAUGGAACUGGCCAAAGAGUUAAAGGAUGCCACACAAGAGGGCAUUUUGCAGGCCAAUCUGGGUCUGGUGUAUCUGCGCGAAGGCCUAAUGAUGCAAGCAGAGAACGCCUGCCGUCUGGCGUGGAAACUGGGCAAACAGCACAAGAAUCCCGAUGCCAUCGAGCAGGCCGAGUAUUGCCUUAAUGAAAUCAAGACGACCCUUAAUGGGGAUAAGCGUUAGUGAGGUCUCUUUUACAGUGUAUUUUUUUUGACUAUUUAUACAAAUUUGAUUUCGAAGUAAAGCGCAAAUUUUGAAGGCUUAAAAA
Drosophila ficusphila is the source of this 1297-nucleotide messenger RNA. It is a transcript of the gene Ttc19, whose product is annotated as tetratricopeptide repeat protein 19 homolog, mitochondrial. NCBI's taxonomy places the organism in Eukaryota, Metazoa, Arthropoda, Insecta, Diptera, Drosophilidae. The coding region runs from base 118 to 1212 and encodes 364 amino acids. The transcript is spliced from 4 exons. Gene Ontology annotation, biological process: mitochondrial respiratory chain complex III assembly. The record is from RefSeq and is a predicted model, not a curated record. Gene Ontology annotation, cellular component: mitochondrial inner membrane. Gene Ontology annotation, molecular function: protein binding.